Paramuricea clavata is the source of this 2121-nucleotide messenger RNA. NCBI's taxonomy places the organism in Eukaryota, Metazoa, Cnidaria, Anthozoa, Malacalcyonacea, Plexauridae. The record is from the annotation of a GenBank genome assembly.
AUGGGGUCUAGAAGGGAUAAUGAUGGACGGUUGAAUAUGGAUGCAGUAAGAGACGAGAGAGAAGAUGUUUCAACACAAUAUACUGCUGAAUGGCUCAGCAAUGUUCAAAUGCCCGCAAAGGCCCACUCUGUUGUUCAAGAUAUUGAUGAACCCCAUUCGCCUAGAGUUUCUAGGUCUGCCCCUGCAUUAAGUGUCAAGUCAAGGCAAAGUAAUGCAGGCAUCAGUAGAAGCAAGUUGCAGUUGCAGUUAAGGCAACUGAAAGAAAAACAACAAUUAGAUAGGGAAGCUCGGCAUUUAGAACUAGAAAUGCAAAGACAAGAAUUAGAACUAGAAAGGAAACGACGAUUCGCUGAGAUUGCAGAAAGGAAGGAAUUGCAAGAAAUGGAAGCUAAGUUAGCACAUGCUGAGCUUUUGGAACAAUUCGAAGUCGAUAGUGAUGAUCAGAUCUCCGAUGAUGGUAACAGAGAACUGAAUAUGAUGAGUCAUGACCAUGAGGGAAAUGGACCUUAUGAUGAUGCGGAACAACGUGAUGCGGAACGUCGAGAUACGGAGCGUCGAGAUACGGAGCGUCGAGAUGCGGAACGUCAAGAUGCGGAACAACGUGAAACGGAACGUCGAGAUGCGGAGCGUCGAGAUACGGAGCGUCGAGAUGCGGAACGUCAAGAUGCGGAACAACGUGAUACGGAGCGUCGAGAUGCGGAACGUCGAGAUACGGAGCGUCGAGAUGCGGAACGUCGAGAUGCGGAACGUCGAGAUACGGAGCGUCGAGAUGCGGAACGUCGAGAUGCGGAACGUCGAGAUACGGAGCGUCGAGAUGCGGAACAACGUGAAACGGAACGUCGAGAUGCGGAACGUCGAGAUGCGGAACGUCGAGAUACGGAGCGUCGAGAUGCGGAACGUCGAGAUACGGAGCGUCGAGAUGCGGAACGUCAAGAUGCGGAACAACGUGAAACGGAACGUCGAGAUGCGGAACGUCGAGAUGCGGAAAGACGAAAUGCGGAGCGAGGAGAUGCGGAACGUCAAGAAGCGGAGCGACGGGAGACCGAAAGUAGAGAAUUAUAUCGAAGAGACGAACUCUUUAGGCAUGCAAGAUAUAAUGCUGAACAGUUUCGAAUGCCAUAUGGAACAUACAAUAACACGUUUAUGAAUCCCCAAGUGCCCACAACACAAAUGUACCAGCGAGGUUAUACAACGGAUCAACAAACCCAAUUAGUACACCCUAACUUUGUUCCAACGAUGUAUCAGGAUGCAGUUCAAAGUUCGUGUCCACAGUACGGGAAUGUUCAUUCCCAUAAUCGUCAGUUUCAACAUCCAACAUCCGAUAGUCAACAGAUGUUCGAACAACAACAACAAGCUUUGAGAUUGAUGGCAACUACAAUUGGGUCGACAAUAAGUAAAGGUUUUGUGAUGCCUAAACGCGAAUAUAUGUCUUUCGAUGGGAAUCCAUUAGACUACCCUAGCUUUAUAACAAAUUUCAAGACUAAUGUGGAAGACGUCGAAAGCGAUCCCAACGUUAGACGCACUUAUUUGAUCCAACUCUGUACGGGAAAGGCAAAGGAAGCCAUCAGUGGAUCUGUGAUGUUACCGCCGGAAGAGGGGUACAAAAAGGCAAAGUCUAUUUUGCAUGAAAUGUUUGGGCAGGCUCAUAUUGUGGCUGCUUCUCACAUUGAUCGAGUGACGAAAGGUUCUAUAAUUAGGGAAAAUGAGAGUGAAAAGCUUAUGCAGUUAGCCCGAGACAUGAAUUUGAACAAAUUGGGCUACCAAUCAGAUAUAAACUCAAGACACAACAUCAGCGCGAUUGUUUUACGGCUGCCAAAAUACCUCCGUUCAGAAUGGGCCAAAGAGGCGAAUAAGCUUAGAGAUCAAAGAAGUGAACCAGAUUUUGCAGCACUCACAAAGUUUGUAGUAAACAAAGCUAAGUUGGCAAAUACUGAGUAUGGUCGGCUUGUUAAUGUUAAAAUGGACUGGGAAAGGAACAAAACCAAGUCUUAUGGUAAACAACAGAGGAACGUCUCAGCUUAUCAAGUGUCGAAUAUUUCGUCAAACGAAGAACAAGAUGGUAAACGAAACAUAACAAUGAAGUUAAAUGCAUUUUCUGUAGUAAGGAAGGCCAUUCGCGAG